AUGCCAUUGCGCGCAAAGAUCACAAAUCCGGCUUGGAUGAGUGGCUCAAGAAAGUAUGCCACACCCACGGCCGACCUUUUGAAAGCGCAGCAAGACGAUGACCCUGAUGAUGUCAUCUUCACCAACAACUACGGUGUUCGCAGCAUUGAGCUCAACCGGCCGAAGAAGCUGAACUCGCUCAAUGGCUCCAUGGCCCGCAAAAUCAUACCGAGGUUACAAGAGUGGGCAAAGUCUGAACUGGCAGGUGUCGUCAUUAUCAAGGGCAACGGUCGCGCCUUCUGUGCAGGAGGAGAUGUCGCAGCGCUGGCAAAGUGGAACAAGGAAGGAAAGAAGGGACAGCAGAUGAGCUCAGACUACUUUGGGCUGGAAUACAAGCUGGACCACCUCAUCGCAACCUACACAAAGCCAUAUGUCGCAUUCAUGGACGGCAUCACAAUGGGCGGAGGUGUUGGACUUUCGAUACAUGCACCCUUCCGAAUCGCGACCGAGAACACCCUCUUCGCCAUGCCCGAGACCACCAUCGGCUUCUUUCCAGACGUCGGCGCAUCCUUCUUCCUUCCUCGAAUGGAAGGCGCUCUCGGCACAUACCUUGCCCUUACGUCCGAACAACUCAAGGGCGUAGACGCUUUCUACCACGGUAUCGCAACCCAUUACAUCCACUCCUCCACUCUCCAGCAACUCGAGGCGCGUCUCGCCGAACUACAAUUCCCCGACUACAUGAAGCUCGACGAGCGCUUCAAAAUCAUCAACGCCACAAUUGAAGAGUUCAGCACUGGGCUUCCCGCCGAGCGACCGCACAUCUCGGGUGAACUGCGUAAGGUCAUCGACAGCGUCUUCCACGACGACCAACCGGGAAUCCAGAACAUUCUGGCGUCGCUUGAACAAGUCAAGAAUGGGCACAAGAACCCGGAGAUCCAGAAGUGGGCCGAUAAGACUAUUCAAACCAUCAACAGCCGAUCGCCCAUCUCCGUCUCCGUAGCACUCCGCCAGAUGCGCAUCGGUCGCCAAUGGUCAAUUGCGCAGACCUUCCAGAAGGAAUACGACAUCGCCUCCCGCUUCAUGGCCCACCCUGAUUUCGUCGAGGGUGUGACGGCACGUCUGGUUGAGCGCAAGAAGGAGCGUCCAAACUGGGAACCCAACACUCUUGACGACGUCAAGCAAAAGGAUGUCGAUGCUUUCUUCGCUGACAGUGGCGAGGCACCAUUGCCUCUGAUCAGCCAGAAUGAUUACAAGGAGUACCCGCAUGCCUGGAUUGGACUGCCGCGCGAAGCUGAAAUCUUGAGGGAAGCAAGUGGACAGAAGAGAGAGGAUGUUGUUGCUAAGCUUUUGGAAAAGUAUGAGGGAAAGCAGGGCGUCAGGGAAAAGAUUGCCGAAGUACUCGAGAGAUAUGCAUAG
Messenger RNA from Alternaria atra, 1395 nucleotides. RefSeq lists its product as uncharacterized. The coding region runs from base 1 to 1395 and encodes 464 amino acids. NCBI's taxonomy places the organism in Eukaryota, Fungi, Ascomycota, Dothideomycetes, Pleosporales, Pleosporaceae. Gene Ontology annotation, molecular function: 3-hydroxyisobutyryl-CoA hydrolase activity. Gene Ontology annotation, cellular component: mitochondrion. The transcript has 2 exons. The record is from RefSeq and is a predicted model, not a curated record. Gene Ontology annotation, biological process: L-valine catabolic process.